This is a messenger RNA of Cryptococcus wingfieldii CBS 7118, 324 nucleotides long. RefSeq lists its product as hypothetical. The record is from RefSeq and is a predicted model, not a curated record. Lineage: Eukaryota; Fungi; Basidiomycota; Tremellomycetes; Tremellales; Cryptococcaceae. Bases 1 to 324 code for a protein of 107 amino acids. The transcript has a single exon.
AUGGCACUCCCCGCCCUCGACGACUCCCCCACCCUCCCCCACCCAGGCCUCCCCUGCGGCCUCGAGCACCCCCCCCACCUCGCCUUCCUCCCAGCCCUGGCUUACCCUACUAAACUGGCACAAUCCCUCGAGGACAGUCCGUCGCGCUCCGCGUCGCCACUUUCUGCCGAGUACCUCCUCAGCACCAUGGCAGUAAAGGAUGCUUUUCCCAGCCUCGUGUUGGAGGCCAUCGACGGCGGCUCUGUCGAUGCUGGCACACGAGCAAGAGCAGCGCGCAAGGGCAAGUUGCCAGAGUCUACUCUACACACCAGAACCAUUGGCUGA